This is a messenger RNA of Leptidea sinapis, 3204 nucleotides long. RefSeq names its product protein IMPACT-B-like. The transcript is spliced from 6 exons. Lineage: Eukaryota; Metazoa; Arthropoda; Insecta; Lepidoptera; Pieridae. Gene Ontology annotation, biological process: regulation of translational initiation. Gene Ontology annotation, molecular function: protein binding. The record is from RefSeq and is a predicted model, not a curated record. Gene Ontology annotation, cellular component: cytoplasm. Bases 152 to 955 code for a protein of 267 amino acids.
CUUGUCAGCUGAGCAUACUAAAAAUUGCAAAACACGACUUAAUCCAAACACUUUAUAUAUUAAUAUUUUUAUCGAACAUUUUGUAUUAUAUUCGAGGGAAUUUAUUUUUUAUUGCGUUAUAUAAAAAGUAAAGACAAUAUUGAUUUAAAUAAUGGACUCCGAUAACUUGUCGAAACAGAUUGAAGAAGUGGAAGCUUUAACUUCAAUAUACGGUACAGACUUUAUCACUGACAGUGAACAAUUAAGGAGUUAUAGUAUUACAAUAAGGGACAAGAAAUUGGAGGUAAUAUUGUCUGUGACAUUGCCUUCAGAUUAUCCAGGGCAAGCGCCACCUAAAUAUGAGUUUUCGGCGCCUUGGAUGGACAGAGAAAAGAAAGAAAAUCUGCGAAGAAGUCUAGAUGAAGUUUACUUAGAAAAUGUUGGUGAAACAGUAGUUUUUCAAUGGGUUGAAAAAAUCAGAGAGAUACUACAUAAAUUGCAACCACCAGACCAUAAGAAAAAAGGCAAAACUGUAAAAGAAGUUGAAAUUGUGGAUAUAUCAAAGUUAGAAAUUAUCAGUCCAAAGAUAGUCCAUGGUAAUGUGAUAAUAGACAGGAGAAGUUCAUUCCAAGGGCAUGCUGCCGAAGUACACAGUAUAGAUGAUGUUAAUGCCGUGCUAAUGAAGUUAAAACAGAACAAGAAAAUACAGAACGCAACUCACAAUAUGUACGCGUAUCGGAUAGAAUGUCCAUCAGAGAAAGGGACGUGUGUGUUACAAGACUGUGAUGAUGAUGGGGAGACCCACGCGGGGGGAAGGAUGCUUCACCUGCUGCAGAUAUUGGAGCAAAAGAACACACUUGUUGUUGUAUCUAGAUGGUAUGGAGGUAUUCAACUUGGGCCGGACAGGUUUCGUCACAUUAACAACGCCACGAGACAAGUUAUAGAAGAAGCCGGCUUACUUAAUAAAGCUUCAUAGCGUCAGGUGCAACUGUAUUAACUCAAGAUAAAAGGGCUUCAAUAUACAUUUAAUAAUAUGAAAAAGAUUUACAGUCUCAGAGAAGUAGCGGUAGAACUAACUGUAUGAGCAAGAUUCGGGUGGGGAAGUUGAAAUUCAUAUUAAAACUCAAAAAUUAACUUGAAAUAGUCUGUUCGUUCUUCAAGUAUGAUGAUAGCCGAUGAAACAUACUAAUAUGACAAAAUACCGUCAGAUUUUAUUCGCUGAUAACUACUAAACUAUAUAGGAAAACCACAUGAAUGCGUCCUCGGUCACGAUACAGGGAUGCGGCGGUACACAGGCGAACCAGGAGGUCUACUCGCAAAAUCGAUAACGAUACAUUCGGAACGAUACGAUAAUACUCCGAAUAUAUCGCAACUAACCUACUCUAACAAAUGUUCGAAUUCCUUAUCGUUUAUCGUAACCAUAGACUAAUAUUUUGAUUUUUUUACGAUGUUAGUGUGAAUGAAUUAUGUGCAAACCUUGAAAAAACUAAAUAUUAUCUGUGCUGUGUCAAAAAUCAAAACAUAGUUUAGACGCAUCAAUGCAAAAUGUACAUAUUCAAGAAUUAUGUAAUGAAUAUAAUAUGACUAAUUAAAAUUUAAUAAAUAAUACAAAACUUACGAAUAAAUAAAAUGUAAAAAAAAAGUAACUCAACCCUUCUCGUCGACUUCCUAUUUGUCAGGCGGCCAUUUGCAUAUUUACUUUCUACGCAUAAACGAUCAAUAAAACGACUUAAAGUACCUACUCGAUAGUAAAAAAUUCUGUUGAAUAUGUAAUUAAUGUUUAAAUAUUUGGCGUAUGUUUAUUUAUUUAAUAUACACCAAAAAACUCAAGAAAUUGACUCCACCAUCAAAAUAAAAGCUUAGAAGGUUGAGGUUAUCGUAAACGUUUGAUUAUUUGUCAAAUUCGAUUAUUCGUCUCUGACAUUUUCAUCUAAGAGUAGUGUUAGGACCGAUAAUAUAGAAUAAUGUUUCGUUCGUUCACUCAUCGUUUCGUUAUUGAAUCCGAUGUAACUAAGAAUAGGAUUCGACACGACUAAUGCCACGAUAUAUCGAAUAUCGAUUUUAGGAGUAGGCCCCCAGAGAGAAGUGGCAGGCUAACUGAAUCAUAUAGGCGAGUAUAUAGAGUUCUAGUUAAAAUCCCGCUUACUUAAACCUUUCACAGAAAUGAUGCGUAAUAAUUAGAUGACAACCGCUACGAUCUACUUGUACCUUCAAACACGCGGGGGUGCUCCCUACAAAGAGGUCAGGCGCCAUUUUGGACGUUCAGUUUUAAGAGUUUGUUACUCAGUUCCCCAUUAGCUACCGUGUUCUUCUGUAAGGUCGAUGACUAAUCUAAUAGUCAAAUCAUGCACUAUAUACAGUAGAUAUAAUUAAUUAAUUACCUACUUACUUAGGUACGUAUCUUUGUUUUAUCUAAAAUCUAACAUUCAAUUUCAGUUUAUUAUUAAUUAAUGAUUACAAUUUGGGUCAAUUUUUAUUUGUCUCCAUAUUUAAGGAAACUUCGUUUUUAAUGAAAAUAAGGGAUCAGACGAGCAGGUCUUUCAACUGAUGGUGGUAGCUACAAUUGCGCUCGUUACCUUGAGACAUAAGAUGAUAAGUCUCAUUUGCCCAGUAAUUUCACUAGCUACGGCGCCCUUCAGACCGAAACACAAUCGGCGUGGGCGUGGCAUCGAUGACGAUUAAAUUAACCAAUCAUUUCGCUUCCCACCAAAAGCGUUAUGAUACGUCAACGUGUCUAUGCACUGUAUAAUUGUAUAUUCGACUAAGUUCAAUGAUAAUUGUGUUAUAACAGCAAUUCUCAUGAUUAAGUAGCAUUAUACAUAAUAACAUAUGUUUUAAUAUUUAUUACUAACUGACCCAGCCAUACAAAUUAAUAAAAGAAAUGAAAAAAAAUUUUGGUGUAUAAGAAGUAGAUGUUGGCCCAAAAUUUUAUACAAAUCGGUUCAGCCGUUACGGAGGAGUUUGGUAACAAACACGAGAAUUUUACACUCGUGAUAGGUUCACAGCUUUUGUUGGAUCUAAUGUUCUACUUUUACACCACAAAACGGACAGAUUUAAUAAGAAAGUCACGCAAUAAAUAAUUAGUGAUACGAGUUCAAAAUUUUUUAAAUAUUUCAUUUAAGUAUAUUAUUUGUCUAAAGGUUAAGUGAAUGAGUUGAAUCUCGCUGCUUCAAAAAAAAAAUAAGUUCAUUAUGGAUGUACUCUAUAUUAAAUUUGUUAAAUUUA